AUGCAUCUUGCUGAAUAUCUUUUCCGCCGCAUUCACGAGCUUGGAAUCCGUUCCAUAUUUGGGGUUCCUGGCGAUUACAAUCUCAAAUCCCUUGACUACAUUACUCCAUGUGGUCUCAACUGGGUCGGUAACGUGAACGAGCUCAACGGCGGCUAUGCCGCCGAUGGUUAUGCCCGCAUCAAAGGAAUAGGGGCAAUCAUGACUACAUUGGGUGUUGGGGAGCUUUCAGCCAUCAAUGCCAUAGCAGGCGCAUGCGCCGAGCUUGUACCAGUCAUCCAUAUCGUCGGGUAUCCCUCAACAAUUAUACAGAAAAAGCGCCUCCCGAUGCACCACACUCUGGCAGAUGGCGACUUUAGGCGAUUUGCCAGAAUGAGUAACGAAAUAUCGAGCGCCGUGGUCGUUCUGGAAGACAAAUCAGAUGCGACUAGACUCAUCGACGAAACAAUUAUCGAGUGCUGCCGUUCCAGCAAGCCCGUCUACAUUGGCUUCCCAGCGGAUCUUGUCCAGGUAGAGGUAGAUCCAUCUCCGCUUGAAUAUCCCCUGGGUCUCGAAGGACCCAGCCCCAAUCCGACGGCGGACAAGGAUUAUGGCGUGGAUCUGAUUCUCGGCCGUAUUCGGGCGGCUCAGAAUCCGAUAAUCAUCGUUGAGAGUCUGGCCGGAAAGCCGCACGGCUUGAACACAACGAGGCUAUUCGUGGAAAGCUCGGGACUUCCUUGCUUUACUACACCAAUGGCCAAGGGCAUAAUCGAUGAGACCUUGAUAAACUUUCGCGGCUUGUACGUAGGAAAGAUCUCGGAGCCUACCGUUUUCGAACAAGUCCUGUCCUCCGAUUUAAUUCUAGUGCUUGGGCCACGUCCAACGGAUUUCAGCACAGCGGGGUUCAAGACUGAUUUGCCUCACAUCGAGACCAUCAAAUUCGAACCUCACAGGAUCCAAAUGCAAUAUCAAGGCACUCUGGGGCUCGAUAUGAAAGGUGUGCUAGAAAGGCUCAGCUAUGUUUUUGAGAAAGAACAGUCAGGAUCUGUCUCCACGAACUCAACGGCCUCUACACCACCCCGCAAGCUUGAUGGCACACCCGAUAUACAUGGAAACAUUUCACCCUCCUCCAAUUCACCGAAAGAAAGUGUGAACGGCCAUGAAUUUAUUGAUUUCGAGGGUAAUAUUCUCGACAAGUCUCGGCCAUUAACCCAAGAGUGGAUAUGGCCACGCCUGGCUUCCUGGCUCGAAGAAGACGAUAUCAUAUCCGCGGACAUCGGAACUGCUGCAUUUGGCACGAUAUGGACUCGAUACCCGCGCGGAGCAAUUCCACUAACGCAAUUCGUUUGGUCUUCCAUUGGAUAUGCCGUCGGGGCAGCAGUGGGCGCGGCCCUCGCUGCACGGGAAGACGAGAAGCAGUCCCAGGGUGCUCGGUGCCGACGGACUAUCUGCUUAACGGGGGAUGGCAGUUUCCAACUGACCGCACAAGAAGUCAGCACCAUGGUCCGCCGCAAACUGGGAAUUAUUAUUUUCAUUAUUUGCAAUGACGGCUACACGGUAGAGCGCAUGAUUCAUGGCAUGGAGGCAGAGUAUAACGAUAUCCAGCCAUGGGACUUCAAGCUUUUGCCGGCUGUUUUCCGGGCCGCUCCAAAUACUGCUCGCACCUAUGCUGUUCGGACCAGGGCUGAAUUGAAUAUGCUGCUUGACUAUCCAUCGUUUGGUCCCGCUGUGCAUUAUGACGAGAAGAAUCCUCCCCCGUUACGUAUUGUUGAGCUGUAUAUGGAUAAAUAUGAUGCACCGGAGAGUUUGCAGGGGACUAUUGAUUCUAUUCAGGAUAAGCACUGA
Penicillium hordei is the source of this 1821-nucleotide messenger RNA. Its product is annotated as alpha-keto acid decarboxylase family protein. Gene Ontology annotation, molecular function: magnesium ion binding; thiamine pyrophosphate binding; carboxy-lyase activity. Bases 1 to 1821 code for a protein of 606 amino acids. The transcript has 3 exons. The record is from RefSeq and is a predicted model, not a curated record. NCBI's taxonomy places the organism in Eukaryota, Fungi, Ascomycota, Eurotiomycetes, Eurotiales, Aspergillaceae.